Molecule: messenger RNA, 1059 nt
Organism: Durusdinium trenchii
Lineage: Eukaryota; Dinophyceae; Suessiales; Symbiodiniaceae
Source: the annotation of a GenBank genome assembly
AUGACGACGCCUGUAGAUCCAGUGGUGGAUGUGCUCGAGGAAGGGAAGCGCCCCUUGGACUCCUUGUUUCGCCCCAAACGGGUCGCCGUGGUGGGCGCCACCGACAAGCACGGCAGCGUGGGGCGGACCUUGCUGAAGAAUCUCAUCAGCAACCCCUUCGGGGGCGUGGUCUACCCGGUGAACCCCAAGCGCCCACACGUCCUGGGCAUUUUGGCCUUCCAAUCCAUCGCGGCCUGCCCGGGGCAGGUGGACUUGGCCAUCGUGGUGACGCCCGCGUCCACGGUGCCGUCGGUGAUCCAGGACUGUGUGGAUCAGAAGGUGAAGAAUGCCAUCAUCAUCUCUGCUGGUUUCAAAGAAGUGGGCCCUGAAGGAGAGGCGCUGGAACUGAAGGUCUCGGAGAUUGCGAAGAAGGGGAACUUGCGGAUUGUGGGGCCGAACUGUUUGGGCAUCAUUUGUCCUUCCUCGGGCUUGAACGCCUCCUUUGCCAACUUGAUGCCUCAGAAAGGCAGCGUCGCCUUUAUCAGCCAAUCGGGUGCCAUGAUCACCUCGGUCUUGGACUGGAGCGUCUCGCAGAAGGUGGGCUUUAGUGCGGUGAUCAGCAUCGGCUCCAUGUUGGAUAUGGACUUCAGCAGCAUGAUUUUCUACCUAGCGAAGGAUACAGCCACCAAGAGCAUCGUGCUCUACAUGGAGUCCAUUGGCAAUGCCAGGAAUUUCCUCUCCGCAGCGAGGGAGUGCUCCCUGACCAAGCCGAUCAUUGUCAUCAAAGGUGGUCGAACCGAUGCAGCCGCCAAAGCUGCCGCCUCCCACACUGGCAGUCUGACAGGAAGCGAUGCCGUGCUCGAUGCUGCCUUCAAGCGCGCAGGAGUCUUGCGGGUUGACAGCAUGUCAGAUCUGUUCGAGAUGGCCGACGUGCUCUCCAAGCAGCCGUUGCCCAACGGCAACCGCCUGGCCAUCCUGACGAACGCCGGUGGCCCGGGCGUGUUGGCCACCGACGCCUUGGCCAGCCACGGCGGGGCGGUGGCGGAGCUGGAGCCCAAGACGGUGGAGGCCUUGAACAAG